This is a messenger RNA of Penicillium alfredii, 3957 nucleotides long. RefSeq lists its product as uncharacterized. Gene Ontology annotation, biological process: intracellular calcium ion homeostasis. Gene Ontology annotation, cellular component: membrane. The record is from RefSeq and is a predicted model, not a curated record. The transcript has 21 exons. Lineage: Eukaryota; Fungi; Ascomycota; Eurotiomycetes; Eurotiales; Aspergillaceae. Gene Ontology annotation, molecular function: ATP hydrolysis activity; ATPase-coupled monoatomic cation transmembrane transporter activity; P-type ion transporter activity. The coding region runs from base 1 to 3957 and encodes 1318 amino acids.
AUGGGAAGUCGUCCGCAGUCUCCGACAGACACAGGUCCUGCUGGCCUCUCAAUGCCUCGUUCAGGACUGCGGCGCGAUUCCUUGAGGAGCAGCUUGAGUGUCGUGUCGGAUGUGGAGAUGGCACGGGAUGAGGUCUUUGACGGCCCCAUUUCCGAGAGCAUUCCUUCGAGUGUUGUGUCAUUUUCGCAUCGCAACCGAGCCGGUUCGACCGUCAGUUUUACAUACUUCCAGGAUGAGGAAGACUUUGCAGACUGGUCCAAUGAAGAUGCAGUGGACGUGACUAGCGAGAUCGGGGACCAAUCUAUAGAUGGGCUAGGCGAGGCAGACCUCGAGUCUGCGAGAGGCUCGUUCGCGUCCAAGAGGCUCUCGCAUUCCCAGGAUUCUGUCGAGCAUCCACUUCUCUCUCGCUAUCUCUCUGCUAGCUCAUAUGGUCGAGAUCGACGCCCCGGCAACAGACUCAACCAAAAGGUGUAUAUUGCGUCAGAAGAUUUUACCGCAGUAUUUGCCGGGUUUUCGACUAGUGUUGGCGGCUUCGCACUCUAUGUUGCCCUUUGUAUUAUGACUUGCGGGCUCGCCUAUCUUAUUUUUCGAUGGCUGCCACGAUGGCGGAUCAAAUUGAUUGGCAAGGCAACGCCCUUGGGGAAAUGCCAAUGGAUUGCUAUUGAGGACCAAUGGAAUCAGUUCACCAUCCAUGAAGUAGGCCACCAGGCGUACGGGUGUCCACUGUCGACGGUCUUUGUGGACUCCCUCAGUCACGCCUACGAUGAGGACAGUGACCCAACUCUUGCAAUUCUCCGCUUUCUCGAUUUCCGGUAUCUUCGGUUCUUCUACCACCCGAUUGAGGAUAAGUUCUCCUUAGUCAAUGGCUGGAAAGACCCCUCGUGGAAAAAUGCAAAGGUCAUGCGAACAGGAUUGGAUGCCGACGAGCGUGACAGCAGAGGUCGGAUUUUUGGACAGAACAUCAUCGAUAUCCAACAAAAGAAUUUGUCCCAGCUUCUCGUUGACGAGGCCUUUCAUCCUUUCUAUAUCUUCCAAGUCGCGAGCUUGAUCCUCUGGUCCAUGGAUCAGUACUAUUACUACGCAGUUUGCAUCUUUCUCAUUUCUGUAUUCAGCAUCGGAACGACGGUGCUGGAAACCAGAUCGACAAUGCGUCGGCUCCGAGAGAUAUCCCUCUUCGAAUGUGAUGUUCGCGUUCUCCGAAAUGGAUUUUGGCGAUCUGUUUCUUCCGAGGAGCUGGUACCGGGAGAUGUUUUCGAGUUCUCCGAUCCGUCCUUGAACUUGGUCCCGUGUGACUCUAUACUUCUAUCUGGGGACUGUAUCGUCAAUGAGAGCAUGCUCACUGGUGAAUCUGUUCCUGUCUCCAAGGCCCCGCUUACCGAUGAUGCUUUGAAGUAUCUUGAUCUCAGCGCCCCAUCGGUGCAUCCAAACGUUGCAAAGCAUUUUCUGUUCAGUGGGACCAAGGUCAUUCGGGCUAGACGCCCUCAACACGUCGAUGACGACGAGGCUGUUGCGUUGGCAGUAGUCGUCCGAACAGGCUUUUUGACUACCAAGGGAGCCUUGGUCCGUUCGAUGCUCUUUCCAAAGCCUUCUGGUUUCAAGUUUUAUCGGGACUCUUUUCGCUACAUAGCGGUCAUGGCAGUGGUCGCCCUGCUUGGUUUCAUUGCCUCAUUCGUCAAUUUUGUUCGGUUGGGACUCGCUUGGCACCUGAUCGUUGUACGAGCCCUCGAUCUGAUCACUAUUGUUGUGCCGCCAGCCCUCCCGGCGACUCUCACAAUCGGCACCAAUUUUGCACUGUCACGUCUGAAGAAACAAGAUAUAUUCUGUAUUAGUCCCCAGAAGGUCAACGUCGGCGGAAAGCUUGAUGUCGUGUGUUUCGAUAAGACCGGGACUCUCACCGAAGACGGGCUGGAUGUGCUCGGCACCCGCACUGUUAACCAUGAACAGAGGUUCUCCGAGUUAGUAUCUGAAACAUCCGCCGGUUUUCUUCUCGCUCCUCCGACCGCGGGUCAUGUAUCUGAGCUUGAAAGACAGAGGAAAAUCAUCUACACCAUGGCCACGUGUCACUCCCUCCGGGUCGUGGAUGGGGAGUUGCUAGGGGAUCCUCUUGAUGUCAAGAUGUUCCAAUUCACAGGCUGGUCCUACGAGGAGGGAGGCAGCCAUGUCUCGGAGCAGACGAGUCCCAGAUACGAUACCAUCGCACCGUCCGUUGCAAAGCCCCCGGCUGCUGCACAGGCCAGUGACCGCCUACGGAAUGACUCAGAUACUCCCCUCGAGCUUGGGGUUCUUCGAAACUUUGAGUUUGUCUCCCAGCUCCGCCGUGCAAGUGUGGUGGUCAGGCAGUUCGGGAACAACGGAGCAAGCUUCUAUGUCAAGGGUGCUCCCGAGAGUGUCAGGGAUAUAUGUGUUCCUGAAAGCCUCCCAUUCGAUUACGAUGAACUUUUGAAUCAUUACACCCACAAGGGAUACCGUGUGAUUGCUUGUGCCGCCAAAUACGAACGAAAGUUGAGCUGGAUGAAAGUUCAGAAAAUGACUCGGGCCGAAGCAGAAUGCGACCUAGAAUUUGUGGGCUUUAUAAUAUUCGAGAACAAACUGAAGCCCAGUACCUCACAAGUGAUUUCCGAGCUAAACCAUGCGGGUAUACGCAACAUCAUGUGCACGGGUGAUAACAUCUUGACCGCGAUCAGCGUUGCUCGCGAGUGCCAGAUGAUUGGCCCCGAUGAACAAUGUUUUAUCCCUCAUUUUGCCGAAGAUCCUGGUCUUGUCUCGAAAACAUCGCUUUACUGGGAGAGUGUGGACGAUCCCGAACUCAGAUUGGACCCAAGAACACUUUUGCCCGUGGAAGCCACAGCCGGCGUCGAUCUAUCCAUACCGGACUAUGCUCUGAACGAGCGCAGGUACUCUGUAGCUGUUACGGGUGAUGUGUUUAGGUGGAUGGUUGAUUUUGGGAACGAGGAUGUCCUCAACAGGAUACUUGUGUGCGGUAAAGUCUUUGCCAGGAUGUCGCCGGAUGAAAAACACGAGCUGGUGGAAAAGCUCCAAUCAAUUGAUUACUGCUGUGGCUUUUGCGGAGAUGGUGCCAAUGACUGCGGCGCAUUAAAAGCCGCAGAUGUGGGUAUCUCCUUGUCCGAUGCCGAGGCGUCUGUUGCCGCACCCUUUACCAGCCGUCUCUUCGAAAUAUCCUGCGUUCCAACCCUGAUCAGAGAGGGCCGAGCUGCUUUGGUAACAAGCUUCUGCUGCUUUAAAUUCAUGAGCUUGUAUUCGGCCAUCCAGUUCUCCGCCGUCAGUUUUCUCUAUACUUCCGGAUCAAAUCUGGGUAAUUUCCAAUUUCUUUUCAUCGAUCUCACACUCAUUAUGCCAAUUGCUGUCUUCAUGGGCUGGUCCGGUCCCUAUUCCACGCUCUCUCGCAAACGGCCGACGGCGGAUCUUGUCUCGCGGAAAGUGUUGACACCGUUGCUUGGACAGAUUACGAUUCUUGUUCUGUCCCAGUUGGUGAUCUUCAAAAAUGUUCAAUAUCAGCCCUGGUUUCUGCCUCCCCAGCUCGACCGAGAGAAGAGCAAUAUAGUCAACUCGGAAAACACGGCUCUAUUUCUGUUCUCUUGUUUCCAGUACAUCCUGACCAGCGUCGUCCUUAGUGUUGGACCGCCCUUCCGAAAACCAAUAACCAAGAAUGUACCAUUUUUGUGCACCAUUCUUAUCGACCUUUUGGUUGCGGGAUAUAUGGUCUUUCGACCAUCAGAGUGGGUCUUGGACGUGAUGCAACUGACAUGGAUGUCAAGCGGCUUCAAAACUUGGUUGGUGGCACUUGCCUUUGGGACUUUCACCGUCUCCUGGAUGGCCGAGCAAAAAUUACUCCCUCAUCUAGCACGGAUCCUUGGUCAUAUUCGUGCGCGCGUGCAACCCAACUACCGCAAAAAACGGCGUCAGUACAAGGUUCUUCUGGACGGAAUGCGCCGAUAA